GCGGGACCGGCGGUACCGACCCCGUCGCGGCCCCGCAGCCCCGCCAUGUUCAACGUGGAGAGUCUGGAGCGCGCCGAGCUCGGCGAGAGCCUGCUCACCUGGAUUCAAACAUUUAAUGUAGAGGCACCAUGCCAGACCGUGGAAGAUUUAACGAGUGGGGUUGUGAUGGCCCAGGUUCUUCAAAAAAUUGAUCCAGCUUACUUUGAUGAAAAUUGGCUGAACAGAAUCAAAACAGAAGUAGGAGAUAAUUGGAGGCUAAAGGUAAGCAACCUGAAGAAAAUUUUAAAAGGAAUACUGGAUUACAACCAUGAGAUUCUAGGGCAGCAAAUAAAUGACUUCACUCUUCCUGAUGUUAACCUGAUUGGAGAGCAUGCUGAUGCUGCGGAGCUUGGGAGAAUGCUUCAGCUUAUUUUGGGAUGUGCUGUGAACUGUGAACAGAAGCAAGAGUACAUCCAGACCAUAAUGAUGAUGGAAGAAUCAGUUCAACAUGUUGUCAUGACAGCCAUUCAGGAGUUGAUGAGUAAAGAGUCUCCAGUCUCUGUUGGAAAUGAUGCUUACGUUGACCUUGAUCGGCAGCUGAAGAAAACUACAGAAGAAUUAAAUGAAGCACUUGCAACAAAAGAAGAAAUUGCCCAGAGAUGUCAUGAGUUAGAUAUGCAGGUUGCAGCCCUCCAAGAGGAGAAGAGCAGCCUGCUUGCCGAGAACCAGAUUUUGAUGGAACGUUUAAAUCAAUCUGAUUCCAUUGAAGAUCCUAACAGUCCUGCAGGUCGUAGACACCUGCAGCUGCAGACACAAUUAGAACAGCUCCAAGAGGAAACAUUCAGAUUAGAAGCUGCCAAAGAUGACUAUCGAAUACGCUGUGAGGAGCUGGAGAAGGAAAUUGCAGAAUUGAGGCAACAAACAGAAGAGCUUACUACACUGGCAGAAGAGGCUCAGUCUUUGAAGGAUGAGAUAGAUGUACUCAGGCAUUCUUCUGAUAAAGUAGCCAAAUUAGAAAGCCAGGUAGAGUCAUACAAAAAGAAAUUGGAAGACCUGGGUGAUUUGCGGCGGCAAGUGAAGCUUCUGGAAGAGAAGAAUACGAUGUAUAUGCAAAAUACCGUGAGCUUGGAGGAAGAACUAAGGAAGGCCAACGCAGCACGCAGUCAGCUGGAAACAUACAAGAGACAGGCAGUUGAACUACAAAACAGGUUAUCUGAAGAAUCCAAGAAAGCUGAUAAAUUAGAUUAUGAAUGCAAACGACUGAAAGAAAAAGUAGACAGCCUCCAAAAAGAAAAAGAUAGAUUAAGAACAGAAAGGGAUUCUUUGAAAGAAACUAUUGAAGAACUUAGAUGUGUACAAGCUCAGGAGGGUCAACUCACCACUACAGGAUUGAUGCCUCUGGGAAGACAAGAGCCUUCAGACAGUUUAGCAGCAGAAAUCAUUACUCCUGAAAUAAAGGAGAAACUCAUCCGCCUUCAGCAUGAGAACAAGAUGUUAAAAUUGAACCAAGAAGGUUCUGACAAUGAGAAGAUUGCCUUGUUGCAGAGCCUUCUUGAUGAUGCAAACUUACGGAAGAAUGAACUGGAGACAGAAAACAGAUUGGUAAAUCAGAGACUUCUGGAAGUACAGUCCCAGGUUGAGGAACUACAAAAAUCUUUGCAGGAUCAAGGUUCAAAAGCUGAAGAUUCAGUUCUUCUGAAAAAGAAACUUGAAGAACAUCUUGAGAAGCUCCAUGAAGCUAACAAUGAGCUACAGAAGAAACGAGCUAUUAUUGAAGAUUUGGAACCAAGAUGCAACAACAGUUCACUUAAAAUUGAGGAAUUACAAGAAGCUCUACGGAAAAAGGAGGAGGAAAUGAAGCAAAUGGAAGAACGAUACAAAAAGUAUUUGGAAAAGGCCAAAAGUGUCAUCCGCACAUUAGAUCCUAAACAGAACCAGGGUGCUGCUCCUGAGAUUCAGGCACUGAAAAAUCAGUUGCAGGAGCGGGACAGAAUGUUUCAUUCCCUGGAGAAAGAAUAUGAGAAAACUAAAAGUCAAAGAGAAAUGGAGGAGAAAUUUAUCGUUAGUGCCUGGUACAACAUGGGGAUGACUCUGCAUAAAAAAGCAGCAGAAGACAGACUGGCGAGUACAGGCUCAGGACAGUCCUUCCUGGCUAGACAAAGGCAAGCCACGAGCACAAGGAGAUCUUACCCUGGUCAUGUCCAGCCAGCAACAGCAAGGUAGAGAAGCCUUGCCCUUAGAAAGAAAACUGCCCUGUGAUCCAGGCCACUUCUAUUGCAAGUGAAAACAUUCAAGGAAAAUAAACCAGCAUCCUUUCUCUUUCUCCCUUGUUACUGCUAUUAUUUAACAGUUCAGGAAAGGGUUUUAUUUUGCUUUCUCGUUGCUCUGUAAUGCCCUUUGCUCUUAUUUUUUUGGAGUUAAUUUCUCUCUGCAUUUUCUGAAUGUGCCAAAAUUGUGGAAACAUCUGGAGGAGUGCUGUAUAAUAACAGUCUUAUUUGUAUGAAGCCUGGUCUCUUAGAAAAAACCUCAUGUGGACCUUAUAACAAUGUAGAUUUCUUAUCACAGUUGCUACUUCUGUGCCUGUAAGGGUUGUUAUGCUUUUUAAGACUGUUUUUGUUCAAAGGGAAUUAGCUUUUUAUUUCAACUCCUAUCCUGUUGCUUCAGAAAAGUGCUGAAAUCUCAUUACAGAAAUGCAAAGUUGGAUUAUAAUAUUAUUGUGAAAUAUAUUUCAUACUAAAAAAACUCAUCAAUGCAAAAAAAGAAAGAUUUGGGGUUAUUUUUAAUCUCCUAAGUGCAAAGUUUACUCUUAUUCUUGGCAUUUAGGGAAGCAGGAUGAUCUUUUUCCAGGUUUUUCUUUAUCAACUGGUGUUGCCUCUUUUGCUAGUAGAGAUAAAUAUUUUCAAAUGGUUAUUCCAUUCUUCUUUGUCAAGUGUAUGCUUAAAUACAUAUUCUACAUAGGUGGAGAAGUAUUUAGCAUGUGCUAAUCUGCUACUCUAUCAUCCAUUUUAAAAGGACAUUUGUUUUAAAAUUUUAUGAUUAUGGAUGAACAAUACGUAAUUGAUCAAGGCCCCAGUUAAUAUUGUUAAUGUAUUCCAGUUAUCAUUCCCCACUAAAAGACUUGCUUUUAAUAUAUUGAUUCAGGGUAUAAUUGUAUCAGUUGCCUUACUAAUGGUACCAGUGCCUUCAGGUGAGUUUAUUGCUGACUUUGUUGGAAACUGGCUGUGAUUUGUUGUACUGCCUUUUUAGUGUACAGCUGAUUAAUUGUUGCAGUGCUUUCAUGUUGAUCAGUGGAUGGAGGCUCCUCCUGUUUAGGUUCUGUUCCUACAAAGUUGCGCUUUUUUCCCUGAUCAGUUCUAUGCAUUCCCUAUCAUUUUUGUCAAAGAAUUGAUGGACACAUACAGACACAGAGAACCUGAGCAUUGGCUGGAAGUUUCAUAUUCAUACAACUUGUUGUGAUUCACUUUUAAAUUUGGAGACUGAUUUUAAAUUUAGAUUUGUAUUUUGAGACUAUUUGGACUCUAAUGCACGUGCGGUUGGUUUAUAAAUUUAUUCUUUCAUCUGAUUUUAAUGCCCUUCUAAGUGGAGACAUUUAUUUUUGCAUCAAUCCCCUUAGAGAAAAGAUACUAGCCUUUAUCAAUCAUCUGAAUGUAUGUUUUAAGUCAAAACAUGGGUAGAAUGAGCAAUGGAUAAUUAAAACAAGCACACCUAGAUUAAAGGGUAAUAAACAAGUGAUUGACGUUUUUAGGUACUGUUGUUUUAUCCUCAAGUACAUCAUCUGUUUUAAUCUGGGCUGAGAAAUGCAUUCAGCAUGUGUCUGAAAAAUAUUUUCAGUUCCAGUUACGCCCCUGCCCCCCAUAAAACAGAUGUUGAAUUCUACUUACAGUUUUGUCUUUUAUUCCUCACAUUUGGGAAGAAAUAGUUUUCUAACGAUUUUCUGUACUUAUGCAGUGUAUGACUGGUAUGGGCUGUGCUUACAAAAAUUAGAUGAGACAUUGCAAGUUUCUUGUGUGCAGAAAGUUAACAAUGCAAAGAAAGUUAUGGAUAAUUUCUGUAGCUCAGUGAGGUGAUAUACUCAAUCUGCUGUCUCUUAUUGAGAUACAAAAUGCUCUGUAUACAAAAUGUUAUCUGUAAUUAUCUAGACGAUUACAGUUUGUGUGGGAUAUCUUCUUCUGAUCUUGUUGUGCAAUCGAUUUUAAUAACUUGAAGAACUCUUUACCACAUGCUAUAUGUGAACAGGAGCAAGGCCACUUCUCUGAGGAAAUUAGAUGUUCCUGUUUGAGGUUACAGCAUUUUGUAUCACCCAGAGCAAGAACUUAAGAAUACCUAAAGCUACGUUUUCAUUUUCAUUUUAAUCUAGCUAACUUCUUCUGUUACUAAGCUGCCAAGGGCUAUUUGUGAAAGAAAGGGAUGGAACCAUAAUGGGAAGUUUCAUCAGUUAAUUUUGUCAAUUAAUUUAAUUACUUAAUUGCUGUUAAUUAGGUGUAGGUCUAAAAGAACUUGAACACAAUCAGCACAAUAGAAUAAACGUAAUUGCUUUUAUUAUGUUAAUAUUUGUUUUACUGUUUUGUCUCAAAAGUUUUGAUGACAGGCUAAUGCCCCUGAGGGUUAGGAGAUGAACAGAUGCUGGUUGGAAGCCUUGUCUUAUGCUUUUACUUUCUAGUCUCUCAUAGCUUCUUUUGCUUCUUGGUGGUUGUUGGCUUUUUUCUUCUUCUUUGUGAUUCUGUCUUUCCUUUUCCCUUGAAGACACUGAAGUGUUUUCUAUAGUUCUCUUCAAAAAUAGAUAGGAGCAUUACAUAGCAUCAAAGAGCAACACAAAACUCAUAUUAAAUCUGAGCUUUACUGUUGCUCAUAGUAAUUGUUAUGCAAGUGAACAAUCAAUUUUCUUUGAGAAUUUACAAACUUGCAGAAAUUCUGGUAUUUCCCAGAAUUCGUGUUGAAUAUAAAAUCUACUACAGUCGUACAGAAAUAUACUCGGUUGCUGUGUAGUUCUAGUAAGUCAUUUGUUAUGUCUUCUAUUAGUAAUUAAGAGGAGUUCAGUUCUUUAUUCUUCAGUGCUUUGCUUCUUUAAUUUGCUGCAUACAUCCAUUCUUAAUCUUUGUGUGUGGAUGAAUGCAAGCAGUGAACAUCACUGAACCUUGUCUUUCACAAGAACAGCUUCUUUAUUCAAAGGCUUCACUUUCAUUAUUUUGCUUGCUUGUUAUGUAUCUUUGUAAGCAGUGUAUAUUAAGAAAAAGAAGGAGCUCAGACUGUGACUCCCGGACAUAAACACAUAUAUAGGGGAGUUACCAGUGUAUGUUCUAUUUGUAUUACCUUGAGUAAUAAAAGAAUGUAAGCAGAACCCCCAACCUAUGGAACAGAAUUCUCUCAAUACAUUAGACAAUUCUGAGAAGUUUUUAGGAAUACUUCUUUCCCCUGAGACAAGAAAGACUUUUUACAUCAAAAUUUUGUAGUGGUAAUUAUUAAGCCAGUGCUAUAUCCUGUCCUGAUACACUACAGAGAAAAAACCCUACAAUGGAGCUUAAAGAGAAAAGGUUCUCCAGGUCAGAGAUAAAACAGUUGAGGAGUUCAUUAGAGUAUUUUUCUGGGCACUGUGCUGAGGAUCUGCCAGAAUAAUCUCUCUGACAGAUUUUAAUCGAUCCAAAUAAAAGAAAACAGAUAAAUGGAUAAAUAUUUUCAUAGUUUAGAGCUGAAGCUUAGUUUCUGACCUAAAAGGAUGUGUUCACAUGUGCAGUCCAGUUCAUGUACUUCUGUGGAGAGUUGAAUUUUUAGCAUAGCUGAUGGGACAUUACAGAAAAAAGAAAUUCAAGUUCCCUGUUUUCUUCAUAGCAGCACAUAACCACUUGGAUCAUAACUUGUAUUUUCUAAGUGAAACUGAAGUAAUCUAAUUUAAAUUGUGUAUUCCAUCCACAGUGCAAAGGUAAAUACAUGUCUGGAAUAUAUGACUUUGUGUAUUGCAGAAUGAUAUAAAUAUAAAAUGGCUACAAGAUGCCUUUAAUUUUGUUUGGAAAUAAUCAAAUGGCAGUCUUGUGCUGUUCAGGUGUCACUUGCAUUAGCAGUAAUGUUUCUGCAAGUUUUUUGUGGCUCUCUGUUUUAGAAGGAGCACUGACAUUUUUAUAUGUGUAUGAAAGAAUGAACACUGAAUAUUCCUAUUACUGUUUUAUUAUGAUCUCAAAUAGGAAGUGGUAUGUGUAAGCUGUUGAAAAAAUUUAAAAGCUUUUUGUCAAUUUUAAAGUCCUUGGUAUUUCGACAUGUGCAAGUAGAUUUUGCUUUUCCUGUCUUCUGUAGUUUUUGAGACUGCACACUUAACAGUUUCUUGAAUGAUUAUGCGAGGGUUUAAUUGUCCUGAUGUGUUGGCAUUUUCUGUAGAUUUGGUAGUUGUAAGAUAUUUUAAUGUCACCACUUGAUUUUCUUCUAGUUAGUGAUCUGGAGAAAGACUAUCCUGAAUGUGGCCAACUUUCCUUUUCCUUACGAAGUAAAACAAUAUUUCAGUUUUACUUAUUGUAUAGAGAUUUUUUAUUCUUACCCAACAUAAUGACUUUUUGCAAGGAUUGAUGAGGGAGGUAUUUUUGCACUUAGUCAGCUAUGCAAUACUGACUUCUAAUGGGUUUUUGCACAUGUGUUUUAGGUAGAAUGUGGAUUAUAUAUUUUGCAGUAAGAUUGUAUUGAUAAGCUUCAAUAUCUCCUAACCAAAUUAAGCAGGCAUUUCCCUUACCUGGCAUUGCAUAAAUAAAUAGCUGAAAGGAUUUAUCAGGAUAUACUUCCAAGUGAUGAGGUUUUUUGGAGCAAAUGUCAUAUUCUAGGUAGGAUCCUAGCCAUGCCUCCAGUUUGUCGCUCUUAAGGAAUCAAGAACCUAUCCUGGUAUGGCUGAUUGGAUUAUCUUAUUCCUGUGGUCUUUCUUCCCUGUGGAAGUCCAGAAAAGUAGCAGAAGUUUGUCAGUGAUCCUGCAGGCUAUAACUAAAAAUAAGGUGGGAUUUCUUUGGCUUGAAAAUGGGGAGGCUGAUGCAAGUAACUAGUCAGUACAAAAAUCAGAAGAGCAUUCUUUCACCAUUUUGCAUUUUGGUUUUCAUUUAAAAAAGGUGAAGAACCUGAGCUUAUUGAGCUAGGUUUUCAUCUUUUUAAUUAAAUUUUAUUUUUAAUUGAGUAACUGUUAGAGAUUUUACCCAUGUAUAAGGCAAAUCUGUAAUUAUCAACCACCGCAACCUCAGACUUCUUGUAUCUGGUACAGUGAAACCCUGUAAAUUUUGACUCUGCUUCCAUCUCCAUUAUACCAUUUGGAGGUGCUGAAGACUUAGCUAGCUUCAUCCUUAAAGCUGUUUUUGCUUUGAUCAUAUUUUUGUGUCUUCAUUAAGUUUUUGGGAUGUAAAGUUAAUUUUUAAAAUGCAUUAGCUCAUUGAAUUAGGCAAUGAAUGAAUGUUGAUUGGGGGGCUCUAGGAAACUUGACAAAUCAUCCUGUCCCUUGGGGCAUUGAAACAGCACCUGACAGAGUAGCCAAGACAGCUUCCCAGAUAAAUUGUCCUGGUGUCAGAUUGUAGUCAGUCAGUAGGAACUUGUGCUGACUGCAGUAAUUUAAGUCCUCUUCUGCUGCGGGAUGGUGCUGCUGUCAGCUUCACUGUAGUCCAGAUUCCACCUACACCUUUAGGCCUUGCUAAGUUAGUACAGGACUAUCUUGAAGUAUAUUUCUGCAUUAGUUGGCUCUAGUGGUAAAUCAGGAGUUUGCUGCUGUUUGCUGCACAUGUAAAGUUGUUUGGAAAACUGCAUAUCCUUUAGUCCCCUUUGCAUAUGGUCAGUCAUAUUUUCAGUAAUUUCCAGACUGGAAACAGAUUCCAUUUGUCAAAUAAAAAUGUCUUGUGGCUAUCUUGCUGUUGUGGAUCUCAGAGUCUGAUCCAUACAACAAUAAAAAUACUGUUAGUAGAGGGAAAUACAGGUAAGUUGGGCAGCCUUUUCUUCCUGGUGCUGACUUUAUUCAUUGCUUUGCAUUAGAGAGGUCCUUUGCAAUCAGAUGAGGUGAUUUCAGAAGGAGGAACAUGGUUGUUUUAAUUGUUAAAAAAGCAGACAUUUGUCAGCACUUUGAAGAGCUGCUAACUGCUGUAGCAUGGCACAAAUCUGAAACACUGCAAAAGCGAGUACUUGCACAGGUAUAGAGUAGUUCUGGAAAUGGAAAUUGAAUACCUAAUGAUUAUACCUAACUUGAAAAGAGUUAGCAUAAAGUCCAGUUGUUACUGUUAGAUAGUGUUAGACUGAUCAUGAAAGUGAAUGAAAUUUUAAGAGAAAAUUCCCAGUGGUGUAGUAUUUAUGGAGUUAUAAAAUAGUUGUAAUGAGACCAUCAGACUUUUGAUUUGGAUUUGAAUAUAACAUCAGUUAUAUAAUUUAAAAUAUUGUAAAGCAGAGGUUAUUGUUCACAGCCACAAAAGGUUAGCAAGCUGGAGAGUAAACUUAUUUCCUGGAGGCAUCAGUGGUUUUGAGAGAGAUUUUAAAGUUUUUGUUUACCAGUAUCAAUAAAGUCUUGGAAUAUUUAUAAGUAUUACAUUAUAAAGCCACAAUUUUAAAAAUUUAUAACCUGCUUUGUAUGCUCUUUGUCACUCCUCCCUAGACACAUUGUCUGUGCAUAAACUGUCUCCUUCUAAAGAUGCUGCAGAUGCAGUGACAGGUUAUGCUCAGUGAAUUUACUCACAUCUUGCAUCUCUGUUUUUUUCUAUGUGUUACUGCCUCAACAAGUGGCUUUAAAAUAGAGAAAUUAACAGACAACUAUUUUUAGAACAUGGUAAGAAUUUCUAGUCAGUAAAGAGCAGUAACAAAUGAAUUUUUACGUCCUUGAAAGAUAAUACCAUGUCCUGAGUUUACAAGACCUCUCAGAAGUACUAUUGACUCAGAGAGAAGCCUGAAGCGUCACUUCUGUGUAUGUGCAACGUACACUUGAAGGACACUUGAAGUUCUACUAAAUAGUAACUUUGAGCUAAAUAAUAGCCAGCUUAGACUAAAGGAGUAGAUUAUAUUCAUUUAUACAUGAUAGAAUAGGUACAUGCUUAUGUAGCUUGCACUUUUUUUUUUUUAUGGAAUAACUACAGUGAUCUUCAUGUUAAUCCUGAACUGUGUAACUUUAUGCACCAAGCAGUGCUAAGCAAGCUUAAAAGACAAUGAUUGCUUAAAAUACACACCCUCAAGAUCUUUGAAUGUGUUGAAUGUGUUAAGUUUUUUUUAUUCCAUUUGAUAUGUGUCUCUGUGUUUCUAUUAGUUUUUCAAUUCUGGUUAGUGUUCUGGGUGGAUGAAUGAGAAGGAAAAAAAGAGGGAUACACAAGCUACAGGAUAUGUAGCAUAAAUUCUUCUCUUUUUUAUCUAUUUAACCUGGAUUGUCCCAUCACAAGAAGCAUUCUUAGAAUCAUUUUUGACCAGUGCAAUACAAGGGAGAAGGAAGUGGGGAAACAGGCUCUAAUUUCAGUCUGGUGAAGCCAAUUUACUCUUUGCAAUAUGAAAACAAAAAUGCCCAUUAAUGCUAUGCCAGUGCAGUGUAGGGAGAUGUGUGUUACUUGGGCAAAGUGGAAGCACCGUAGCUGUGUCAGUAAAGCAUUCCAUUCCAGUUACACUGGCCCAGAAAAAGGGUGCAUCAGUGAGGACGGAGAACUGUGCCAGCGUCUCCGAUUCUCUUCCAAACUUAGAUUCCCUUCUGUAGCUUUAUGGAGUGCUCUCUUAACUGCUCGGUGACUCUGACUCGGCUUACUUUAACAAGAACACAUAUCAUUUUCUGGCAAUUCAAACCUGUAUUUGCCUGCAAGGGAUAGAAGUUGCCAGUGCAAUGGGGCAGUGAUGCUGAGCCUCAUGCACCACAGGAUGAGCUCUGAUGAAACUUAAAUGCCUUCAGUGGUGCUCAGAGCUCAGGAGUGUUGUCAUGACUCUGGUUAUCUUUUAGCAUGUAAACACAUGCAGAAUUGGGUGGGCACCUUUCACUUUAUCUUGCUUUAACAGUUGUACUCACAGACAGCAGGAAUGCCUGAGACUUGCUUAUUGCUGUGUAAACUUACGUGCCAUAGCUUUAUUAGUUAAGAAUGGUGCCCUGAAGAAUUUUAUUCAGAAGUGUGUAAAGUUUAAUUACAGCUAAAUUUAGAUAUUGGCCAAGGCUAUUUUGUUGCUUUUUCCAAUUAUUGGCCUGUAACCUUCCUGUUAAUUUAAACAGUUGCUUGGCAAAAGUGUUUUCCCCGUGAAUUUGCACAACUCUUAAGUGGCCUUACUAAACUGCUUUUAAAAAGACCUGUUCUGUUCUCUGUUUUGUUUGGGUUUUUUUCAACGAUAAUAUGUUAUCUGCUUUUUAACUUUCUUCUUUAUUCUUUUAUUUGCAGUGAUGUGGUUGCAUGACCUGCAGCAUUAUUAUAACAGGGACUGUUCAGUGCAUGACUUGCUUUUCUGUCCAGACUGCAUAACCAAAACUUAACCAGUUCUACACUUAAGACUCAUGGCCAUCUGAUUUCAAAGGGGGAUCUACUUGCAGAGAAGCUUACCAUCCUGGGGAGUGGCUUUCCCAUUUCCCACUUCCACUUACUCUUUCUCUUCACAAAAAGUCUCCUAUGAGGCUAGAAGAGAAGAAAUCCUCUAUUCACAACUCAACAGGAGGCGUUCUGCAAACUGACAGAGCACUGUCAGCUCUCCAUCUUACUUCCACCUGUCCACUUUAUUUAAUUCUGAUUAACAGUAUUAACACACAGACUUCCUGCAACAUUUUCAUAUACCGAACUAUAAAAAUCUAGUCUUAAUGAGUUCCCAAAAAAGGCCUUUUGGUUGGAAAUUUUGUUAAAAUUUCAAAGCACCUGCACCCUUAAAGGAUCCAUUUUGAAUCUUUAAACAAAUAAAGUAAAGCGAAGGAGGUGUUUUACCAGGAGAAAUUGCUGCUUGGCGAUCCCAUCUUCCUUAGAAAACCAAGCAAGUUUCAUCUGAUUAUCUCCGAGCCAGGCAAACUACCGGGUGGUAUUUUGUUCACAGGCACUGCCUGCUUCCUUAAUAUGUAUAUACACAGUAGUUUGUGGCUGUUGUAUUUUUCUCUCUACAUUUGAGUGUUGUUGGUUUCUUUCAGAAACAUUUUUUCCAAUCUGUGUAAAAUUGUUAAAACAAUCUGAGGAAAGACCAUGAAUGGAGAUAAGUAUGAAAGUCAUCUACACUUUCAGUAUUAUGCAGACUGUCCUUGCCAGUUUAUAAUUUGGAUCGUUUAUGUUUCAUCUGUACUAUUUUUUUCCUUUCUUUUUUCUUUCUCCUGUCACAGUCUUAGCUAUUUAAUUUCCAAUUGCACUAGCUUGGCUGUUUCUUUGUAUUUUGAAGUUUAGCUAUAAGAUUUGCCAUAUGUAGACAGUGUAACUCAAAAUGCUUUGUACUGCCUAUAUUAAUUUAAAAAGCUGCUUAUUUAAUAUUCCUAAAUAUCUGCACAUUUGUACUACUGUAUCUUUGUUUUGUAUUGGACAUCCAGUACUGGCAAGAUUCAGAAGACGAGGGAGUGCUGUAGUGUUGUAAGUUAAGGGGUUUAUAUUGUAUAAGAGUUAGUACGUAACAAACAGGGAAAGGGGCUUUCAAGCCAUAGGAUUUGCUGGAAAAACUGAAAAGUCUGAAUGCCGAGUACCUUAAGCGGUUUGAUUUAAAUCCAGUUACAGAGAAACCCCGUUUCUUGCUCACCUGGGCCUUAAUCCUGGCAGAAAUAUUGCUAUGAACUCUGCUGCCUCCAGGAAUAGUUUUGUUUAUUUGAGCAGUAGAAGAGCCUCCAGCCCUGUUUGCCGUGGGGGCGCCCCCACGCUGAAGAAGCGUUGUGUCCGCUUGUCUCUGCAGUCGCUCCUGGUCACACACACAGUGCCUGCCGUGUCUCUGGCCCGUCGGGUGGGCUCGGACAGAGCCACGCCCCACGCGCCGAGACGCCCGCUUGUGUCCAGUCCUCAGGGAUCCUGAUCCCACGGUGUCCGUGGCCUUGUGCAGAAUGACAUGGAGAAAGGACAGACGUGUGCCCCACCAGAGAGAGGUGGCCUGCGCCGCCUGGCAAAGGGAUGGGCAGUAAGAAUGGGCUCCAAGCAGGCCAGGCAGCAGAGUGAAGGAUAAAACUAGGAUCCCAGUGAGAGCUGCGGUUGUUUUCCCUUCUGGAUACUGUAUCAGGUACUGAGGCUACCAGGUGCUCUGGCUGACAGGUGUCCGUAAAGGCUUCAGAUGGGGAUAUAUGUCUUGGUCCACAAGGGCCAGGGACAGUGAAGUCUGACGUGACCUGCAGCCAGGAUCUGGGGUUUGGUAAUUACUGCAUGAGUCAAGUACUCGUGCAGCAGAGGCAGCAGCAUUUCAUCAGACUGAGUCCAGCAGAGAGCUGAAGGAUUUGUGUCUUUCCAGGUCCUAGCCAUUGAUCCCUUGUUAUGUGUCAAGGCAAGCGUUACUAGUAAAACUUCUUUUAGUUGAGUGUUAAAGGCAUGUUUUUCAUUUGCAAGUGCUGCUUCGGCAGGGACCACACCCUGCCCCAAGCCAGGCUGGGUGCAGGAUCCCUGAAAUCAGGGCACUGUGCUAGGCAGGAGGGGAUUGCUUUUUUUGUGCACCUGCCACCACAAGUGUCCCAAAGUGAUGCCGAGCAGUACCUCAUUUCUCUAAGUGGUCUGUGCAGAUUAGAGACUAAGUAUCAGUUGUUCUUGAGCCUUGAUGACAUUUGUAUGUAAGUGUGUUUAGCUUGACAAAAGUUGUUUAUUAAUGCAACAGAGAGAUGCCAGGUGGAGCCAGUCAAGGAACUGGCUACUUUGAUUAGCCUGGCAUCUCUGUCAUGAAGUGGUUGUGAGCUCUCAACUCAGAGCUGAUCUCCAGCAUGUCUCUGAUAUACUAACUUCAUUUGUGCUGCCUAGAAAACUCUCUUACCUUCUUAAUAGCAGCUUGUUUGACAGUCCUGAAUUAAAUGUUGAUCAAUUAUCAAAGUAAUAACUGUUUGUGAAGUUGCCAGUGAUAUAUUUUCUGUAAAAGAAUGAAUUCUUAGAGUGUCAAAACAUUAAUUUCCCAUUUCAGUUCAUCUACAAAUUGUGUAACUACCAGAUUGUUAUGGUAGCAAUAUUAAUAUACAUACCUGUAUAUAGACAAAAAAACCUCAUUAAUGAUAAUUGGAAUCAAAAAGUUUAAUAUUUUUUCCCAAUCAAAUACACUAAUGCUUCCAAGGUGAUAGAAGAGUGUACAGUUGUUAAACAAGUUGUAAAUAAACGCUUAUAUAAAAC
Sturnus vulgaris (Common starling) is the source of this 13178-nucleotide messenger RNA. RefSeq names its product hook microtubule tethering protein 3 (gene HOOK3). Gene Ontology annotation, biological process: cytoplasmic microtubule organization; cytoskeleton-dependent intracellular transport. The record is from RefSeq and is a predicted model, not a curated record. Gene Ontology annotation, molecular function: dynein light intermediate chain binding; microtubule binding. Lineage: Eukaryota; Metazoa; Chordata; Aves; Passeriformes; Sturnidae. Gene Ontology annotation, cellular component: cytoplasm; centrosome.